Molecule: messenger RNA, 508 nt
Organism: Chrysochloris asiatica (Cape golden mole)
Lineage: Eukaryota; Metazoa; Chordata; Mammalia; Afrosoricida; Chrysochloridae
Gene: NHP2
Product: NHP2 ribonucleoprotein
Exons: 4
Coding region: 47-508 (153 amino acids)
Biological process (GO): rRNA pseudouridine synthesis; snRNA pseudouridine synthesis
Cellular component (GO): box H/ACA snoRNP complex; nucleolus
Molecular function (GO): box H/ACA snoRNA binding
Source: RefSeq, a predicted model, not a curated record
UGAGUUCGCCUUCGGGAAGCCUGCUGUAGGUUUCAUUGCCACUGCAAUGACUAAAAUAAAGUCAGAUCCCGAUGGGUCCGAGGCUCCGGUGGAGGCGUCCGGCGGAGAGCGCACUUACCAUGAGCUGUUGGUUAACCUGAACCCCAUCGCGCAGCCCCUGGCCUCCCGCCGCCUCACGCGAAAGCUUUACAAGUGCAUUAAGAAAGCGGUGAAACAGAAGCAGAUUCGGCGCGGCGUGAAGGAGGUUCAGAAGUUUAUUAACAAAGGUGAAAAAGGUAUCAUGGUUUUGGCAGGAGACACACUACCUGUUGAGGUAUACUGCCACCUUCCAGUUAUGUGUGAGGACCGGAACUUGCCCUAUGUCUAUAUCCCCUCUAAAACGGAUCUGGGAGCAGCAGCCGGCUCCAAGCGCCCUACCUGUGUGAUAAUGGUCAAGCCCCAUGAGGAGUACCAGGAAGCCUAUGAUGAGUGCUUUGAGGAGGUCCAAGCCCUGCCCCCACCACUGUGA